Molecule: messenger RNA, 1999 nt
Organism: Drosophila guanche
Lineage: Eukaryota; Metazoa; Arthropoda; Insecta; Diptera; Drosophilidae
Gene: hh
Product: protein hedgehog
Exons: 3
Coding region: 431-1846 (471 amino acids)
Biological process (GO): smoothened signaling pathway; protein autoprocessing; cell-cell signaling
Molecular function (GO): patched binding; calcium ion binding
Source: RefSeq, a predicted model, not a curated record
CGCUCGCUCGCUCACUCGCUCGGCCUGACUCUUCGUGCGCUCGGAAAUGUCAUUUGUCAAUCACAGUGCGAGCGCAACGGUUGUCCGAGAGAGAGCUGCCAGCCUCUGUUAAUGUCCAAAACACACAGACUGCUAACACGGCUAAAACACUGCUAAACAGUUAACACUCAAUCACGACUUGUAGGAAGUUCCAGAUUACGUCUGUGCGCAAAUUGGGCAAAUCCCCUGGCAACCGAGUUCGAAAUCGAAAAACGAAAGACGAGCCACCAACAAAAUUAACCAAUAAAAGCAAAAACCCAGCAGCAACGGCUGCGGAGUGUGUCUCAGUGUGCCAAAAGUGAAGUGCUAAACAACCAAAAAAUACAGCGAAGAGAAACAGCAAAUUACACAAAGAUAUCGAGUCCAACAAAUAUUGAAAACCGUUCAAAUAAUGGAUAGCCACGCCACGCCAGUGCCAAUGUCCGUGCCUUGGGCGAGUGCCGCCAGUGUCACCUGCCUUUCCCUAGAUGCCAAAUGCCACAGCUCCAGCUCCAGCUCCGACUCCAGCUGCCACACAGACUCUGCCAAUACAAAGUUGCGCCACAUUGCGUAUACGCAGCGCUGCAGCAGCAGAUGGACAAUGCUGAUGACCGUGCUGCUGCUCCUGCUGCCGCUGAGCUUUACGCCAGCGCACAGCUGCGGCCCCGGCCGGGGGCUGGGACGUCGCCGGGAGCGUAAUCUCUAUCCGCUGGUGCUCAAGCAAACCAUACCAAAUCUAUCCGAAUACCAGAGCGGUGCCAGCGGCCCACUCGAGGGCGAAAUCAAGCGCGAUUCACCCAAAUUCAAGGAUCUUGUACCAAACUACAAUCGGGAUAUUCUAUUCCGGGACGAGGAGGGCACCGGCGCCGAUCGCCUAAUGACAAAGCGCUGCAAGGAGAAGCUGAAUGUGCUGGCCUACUCCGUGAUGAACGAAUGGCCCGGCGUCCGCCUGCUGGUCACCGAAAGCUGGGACGAGGAUCAUCAGCAUGGCCAGGAGUCGCUGCACUAUGAGGGUCGUGCUGUUACCAUUGCCACCUCCGAUCGGGAGCCCUCCAGAUACGGCAUGCUGGCUCGCCUGGCCGUCGAGGCUGGCUUCGAUUGGGUCUCCUAUGUGAGUCGUCGGCACAUCUACUGCUCCGUCAAAUCAGAUUCCUCGAUCAGCUCCCAUGUGCAUGGCUGCUUUACGCCCGAGAGCACUGCGCUGCUGGAGAGUGGCGUAACGAAACCGCUCAUCGAGCUCUCCAUCGGAGAUCGCGUCCUGACUAUGGGCACCAACGGGCAGCCCGUCUACAGCGAAGUUAUUCUCUUCAUGGACCGCAACCUGGAGCAGAUGCAGGUCUUUGUGGAGCUGCACACGGACGGUGGUGCGGUGUUGACUGUAACGCCCGCACAUCUGAUCAGCGUGUGGCAUCCGGAGCGCCAGCAGCUGGACUAUGUCUUUGCCGAUCGCGUGGAGGAGCUCAACUAUGUGCUCGUGCGGGAUGCGGCAACGGGUGAGCUGCGUCCGCAGCGGGUUGUGCGGGUGGCCAGUGUGCGGAGCAAGGGCGUGGUGGCACCACUCACCCGCGAGGGCACCAUUGUGGUGAAUUCGGUGGCCGCCUCCUGCUAUGCGGUCAUCGACAGCCAAUCCCUGGCGCACUGGGGCCUCGCGCCCAUGCGCAUACUCUCCACGCUGCAGUCGUGGAUGCCCGCGAAGGAUCAGCUGCGCAGCUCGCAGCAGGCGGAGGGCGUGUCGCGGGCAGAGCAGCAGAACGGCAUCCAUUGGUAUGCGAAUGCGCUCUACAAGGUGAAGGACUAUGUGCUGCCAAGGAGCUGGCGUCACGACUAAAGCGCCUCGAUGCGGGAUGCGAUAAUUGUAUUAUAUUUUGUAGUUAUGUAUAUGCCUAGUGUAUGUUUAAUGUAUUUCAAUGUUGAAUAUGAUUAUUACGAUCGAUCGAUACUAUUUAUUAACCACCCACACACACACACACACACACACACA